Molecule: messenger RNA, 1103 nt
Organism: Canis lupus familiaris (dog)
Lineage: Eukaryota; Metazoa; Chordata; Mammalia; Carnivora; Canidae
Gene: AMTN
Product: amelotin
Exons: 8
Coding region: 405-863 (152 amino acids)
Biological process (GO): odontogenesis of dentin-containing tooth; positive regulation of enamel mineralization
Cellular component (GO): cell-cell junction; basement membrane
Source: RefSeq, a predicted model, not a curated record
AAUACCAAUCCUACCUCUUACAACAGAAGGGAAAAGUCCAUAGUGAAACCAGUCAGUGGCAGCUUCACGAUACAGCCAAGUCACUCAAGGGCUGAUAUAGUGCUGGAGGGCCAUACCACUCUGCCCUCUGGGAUGCAAGGGCAAACUGGAGUUGACCAGGCCAGGAGGCUUCUACCUGAAUGCAGAGAAGCUGAUGAAAAAGGAUUUAUUUAUUCGAGGACUAAGAGAACCUGCAGGGAUUCUGGUACAGGCUCUGCUACUCACCAUAUCACCUUGGGCAGGCACAGCUCAACCCUGCUUUGGGACUUCCUCCAACGAAACUGAUUCCACACCAGGCAACACUGCUAAACCAGCAACAGCCAAAUCAGGUCUUCCCCUCUUUAAGUCUAAUACCACUGACACAGAUGUUCACACUGGCAUCAGAUCUGCAGCUGCUAAAUCCUGCUGCAGGGAUGGCUUCUGGUACCCAGACCCUCCCACUCAGCCUGGGGGUACUGAACACCCAACAGCAGCUGCAACCCCAAAUGUUGCCAGUUAUUGUAGCACACCUUGGAGCCCAUGGUGCUAUCCUGAGCUCAGAGGAAUUGCCAGGGUCCCCACAAAUCUUCACAGGCCUCAUUUUUCAGCCACUGUUUCCUGGAGCCAUCCUGCCUACCAGUCCAGCUAAUCCAGAUGCCCAGAAUGGAAUCCUUCCUGCAGGGCAAGCAGGAGGGAAUCCUGCCAUCCAGGGAACCCCGGAGAGCUUCUCCACAACUCCCAGCGACACAGAUGAUGACUUUGGAGUGACCGCCCCUGCAGGCAUCCAAAGGGGCACACACACUACCCAGGAAACCACCAGUGGGCCACCAAAUGGAACUCAGUAAGCUGUUUUGAAUUUUUUCAACUAAGCUGCCUUAAAUGUGGUGAUACAUGCAAAUAGAUUGAAACACACUAGAGACUGUCAGAAGAAACUCUUAGUUUACCUAACUUUCUUGAAAUUUCAGAAAACAUAUUUCUCAGAAUAUGUUCAGAAGAGAAUAAUGACUUCUGAAAAAAAAAUUGAAUGGAUACAUUUGCCUUUGAAAUGUAACACUAUGCCACCUCGGACCUGGAAGUUAUACAUA